Messenger RNA from Lethenteron reissneri (Far Eastern brook lamprey), 2756 nucleotides. It is a transcript of the gene PPP5C, whose product is annotated as protein phosphatase 5 catalytic subunit. Gene Ontology annotation, molecular function: hydrolase activity; protein binding. Lineage: Eukaryota; Metazoa; Chordata; Hyperoartia; Petromyzontiformes; Petromyzontidae. The record is from RefSeq and is a predicted model, not a curated record.
UAUUCCCUACCAACAUGGCGGACAGCGCCGAGUCGCGCGUGGAGGAGACGGCAGCGGGAGACGGGCAGCUCGAGCAGGCGGAACGUCUCAAGGCCAAGGCUAACGACUACUUCAACGUGAAGGACUACGACAACGCCAUCAAGUUUUACACGGACGCCAUCGCACUGUGCGCCGACAACGCCAUCUACUAUGGCAAUCGUAGCCUGUCGUACCUGCGCACCGAGUGCUACGGCUAUGCGCUCGCAGACGCGACGCGCGCUCUUGAGCUUGACAAGGCGUACAUCAAGGGCUACUACCGGCGCGCCACCGCCAAAAUGGCACUGGGCAAGUUCAAGGAGGCGCUCAAGGACUACGAGACGGUGGUGAAAGUAAGACCCAACGACAAGGACGCCAAGCUCAAGUACCAGGAGUGCAGCAAGAUCGUGAAGCGCAAGGCGUUUGAGCGCGCCAUCGCGAGCGACGACAGCAAAAAGUCUGUGGCCGAUGCCUUGGACCUGGAUAGCAUGGCCAUUGAGGAUGACUACACCGGACCGAAGGUGGAUAAUGGCCAAGUGACGGUCACGUUCAUGAAGGAGCUCAUUGAAUGGUUCAAGGAUCAGAAAAAACUGCACAGGAAAUAUGCCUAUCAGAUCCUCCUCCAGGUCAAGAAAAGUCUUCAGAAGUUACCCAGUCUGGUGGAGGUGACAAUCAAAGAUGGUGACAUGAUUACCGUCUGUGGAGAUAUUCAUGGUCAAUAUUUUGACCUACUACACAUUUUUGAGCUCAAUGGGCUCCCAUCUGAAACAAAUCCUUACGUAUUCAAUGGCGAUUUCGUCGACAGAGGCUCCUGGUCGGUGGAAGUUAUACUCGUCCUGUUCGGAUUCAAGCUUCUCUACCCAGACCACUUCCAUUUAAUGCGAGGUAAUCAUGAGACGGACAACAUGAACCAGAUGUACGGCUUCGAAGGGGAGGUGAAGGCCAAGUACACAGCUCAGAUGUUCGACUUCUUCAGUGAAGUGUUCCAGUGGCUUCCCCUCGCCAUGUGCAUCAACAGCAGAGUGCUGAUAAUGCACGGUGGCCUGUUCAGCGAGGACGGAGUCACGCUGGACGACAUCCGCAAGAUCGAUCGGAACCGCCAGCCGCCAGACUCGGGUCCCAUGUGUGACUUGCUGUGGUCAGACCCACAACCACAGCCUGGCCGUUCGGUGAGUAAGCGUGGCGUUAGCUGCCAGUUUGGGCCGGACGUGAGCCGGGCCUUCAUGGAGCAGAACAACCUCGAGUUGAUCAUCCGCAGCCACGAGGUGAAGCCGGAAGGCUACGAGGUGGCCCACGACGGCCGCUGCGUCACCGUCUUCUCUGCACCCAACUACUGUGACCAGAUGGGCAACAAAGGCUCCUACAUUCAUCUGAUGGCUCCCGCAUUAAAACCGGAGUUCCAUGAAUUUGCGGCCGUUCCUCACCCGAAUGUGAAGCCCAUGGCCUAUGCCAACGCACUCAUGCGCAUGGGGAUUAUGUGAGCUCUGCAAUGCAAAGGGAGGGUCCUGCAAAGACUCGCCACCGCGUUGUUGAGCGGUGGAUGGGUUUGUGCAGGCAUGGACAACAAUGAAACGCAAGGAGGGAAGAAAAAAAGGCUCUCCUCCCUCCCACCUUCACCAACUUUCCCCGAACCACGCAUUCCCGUGAAACAAGACGACCCCACGCAGCCCACCAAACUCCUACCUCUAGCAGGCUGCCUCAAGCUCCUUCUCAAACCGCUCUUAUGGAAAAGCAACGUUCAUUAUUUAUUCUCUCACCUGUGCUUUUUACAGCAACAAAAAUACUCACUCAAAUUUUUUUAUGUCAAGCCAAGAAUUAAUCUUCAAAGAUCUUACCAUGAAACAUCUCUGACUCUCCCAAAGUUUUGCAGUUUAUAUGAACCAACAGGUUUGUUAAAUCCUCUCAAUUUUGAUCAGUACCCAGUGAGUUUAUUAUUAAAUAGCUGUGAAACAGGGAUUCCUCUGUCAUAUGUAUGUUUAAACUCGGUAAGCCCUGAUUGUUUGUUCCUUGCGAUAGUUAAAGUUGGAAUAAGGAGAGGAUAGCGUCCUGCCCUUCACUCUCCAAAUAAGAACAUAUCUUGCCCCUUGGUGUGCAUGUAAGAUCUAUGACAAAAAUUAAAAUCUUAUUUCACGUACCAUGUUCAUGCUUACCAACGAAAACUUGCAGAAUGUUACAGUUUGCGCCUCCUUCCAGUGCAGAUGUAUGUCUUUACAAAGGCAGUAAAACACAUUUACAACCCGUACUAAUUCGCAUGAGCAUGCUACUGUACGCGAAUGUCUUGGACAAAAAUCCCAGAGUUAUCGCAAGGAACAUCCCGCUGUGUGCGUACCUAGUAAAACUCUGCCAUUUGGGAAAAAAAAUAACACCUGAUAUUUUGCUGAAUGCAUCGUAUCACAAGUGUGCAAUCAGCAUUCAUGAACCAGAGUUCUACACGUUGCAUACCUGAACCCCUCACAGCCAUGGAGCUACCGGUCUUGUCGUAGACUUCUGACAGAUAUCCCUUGAGAAGGGCUUCUUUCGCACAAAUGCUAGUCUGAGCCGUCUUUAUUUUCGCACAAAUAAGAUUUAUUCUGCACAGUUCUGCCAAAAUAAACCCUCGGAACUGGGGUGUGCUGACUUAAAAUGCUUAUCUUUUCAUUGUUCAAAUAUCAGUUGUAAAGCUGGGAUGAUCAAACGUUGCCAUUGUCAACUUGCUUUAUUUUUUUUUAAGGUUUCUACUCAAUUCAAACCCAAUGAUUUGA